CUUUCCUCUUCUUCCUCUCGCUUUUAUUUAAGCUUCACUGGAACCAAACAUAACCGGCCGGUUUAAAUUAAAAUCAUACAUCACAAUUUGUCCCGGUUAGAUUCGGUUUAACUCGAUAUAAAUUGUCUUCCUCCCUCACUUCCCUCGCCUUCAGAUACCAAGCGCCGAUUCUGCGUAGAGCUUCAACUCGUCUCCCAUGGCGGAUACUACUACGAUAGUGCCAAUGGCACACGAAAGAAAAGCUGAGAAUCUGAGAGCCUUUAUGGUGAACUUGGCGAAUUCGAGAGGGUUAUUGAUUCCUGAGAGUAGACUCUUCGAACAGAGAUUCUUGGACCUGUGUUUAUCACGUGCUCCUGAUCAUCCCACUUACUCUGCUAUGAUUUUUAUUGCUAUCACGGAGUUGAAUGAAGCAGGUGGCUCUUGCGAAGAAGCGAUAUCAGAGUUUAUAAAGUCUAAGUACGAGAGCUUGCCGUUUGCUCACACGAGUUUGCUCAGUCAUCAUCUGGCUAAGCUUGUGGAGAAGAGAGAGAUACUUUGUGACUACAACAGCUACUGUUACACACUUCCGGGAACUGAUGAUGCUGAGAGAAAGAACGUUGAGGUGGCGUUGAGAGUGAAUGAUCAGUGUGCGGCGGAUGAGGUUAUGAGCCUUCAAAAUGAUAAACGGAUUGUAGAAGAACGGAGCUUGACUGAAUCCAGAGACAGCCCCAAACGUAAAGCAUGUGGUGGCAAUUACAUCAACGUCAUUGGAGUCAGUGGCACUGGAGCCAAUGCAUGUUUGAGUGUGACGACUGUUAAAACUCGUAGUAUAGAGGGAGUUGCUGUAGAAUCAGAAGUGGCUCUUGAAAAAAGUGGGAGUGAAGGAGGUGAACUGCGUGAGUUAGUUGUUCUGGAUGAGCAAAAUGAUGUGCUGAUGGAAGAGUCAUGUAAAGGAGAAGAAAGCCUAAGAGAAACAAACUCAAAACAAGGAGAACCAAAAUUGCACAGAACAUCUAACAUGAUGAAGGAAGCAUGUGUGGAAGUGAAGAGUGUAGCAUAUAAAAGACUUUGGGAAUGUCAAACCGAAGCGUGCAGCAAUAUCAUUGCUCUAGAAAAAAUGCUGAAGCAGUGCAGAGAGAAAGGCCAGCAGAAGAAAGCUGUCUCAGAGAUUGAUGAUGUUUCUCGUUUGCCUCUGUCCAAGGAAAGCUGCGAAGAACUGAGGAACCUUGCCCAAAAGAUAGAAAGCCAGCUCUCCGGGAUCAUCGGUUCCUAUGAUGAAGCCGUGGUUCCAUGCUAUGAAUCUCGAGGAUGUGAAACCAAAAGUAUAAGCAAAGAAGUCUUUCACGAGACUCCCACGAAGACCUCCAAACAUCAUGAACAGAAGGAAAGAGAGCAAUCUCAAAUAAACCCACGGGCCAAGAAGAGGAGAGUCAGAAGACUUCAAGACAUAGGAGUACUGCGGAAAUCGCCUCGGUUACAAAAGCUAAUAUGAAUAUUUCUGAAUCUUAAUAUCUCUUUAUAUAUCAGUAUCUACAUAGGUGCAACAUCGUGAAAAAUUUGAAUAUUUUUCAUAUAAAAUUAUGAUGAAAUAACAAGAAUUUGCCUA
Messenger RNA from Brassica rapa (field mustard), 1585 nucleotides. RefSeq lists its product as uncharacterized. The record is from RefSeq and is a predicted model, not a curated record. Gene Ontology annotation, cellular component: nucleolus; nucleus; nucleosome. Gene Ontology annotation, molecular function: double-stranded DNA binding; nucleosomal DNA binding. NCBI's taxonomy places the organism in Eukaryota, Viridiplantae, Streptophyta, Magnoliopsida, Brassicales, Brassicaceae. Gene Ontology annotation, biological process: nucleosome assembly; negative regulation of DNA recombination; chromosome condensation.